AUGUCCUCCGUGGCCCUCGCGUUCUUUCACCUCCAUGGAUCAGAGCAGAGCUCCUACAAAGUACAUCUGGCAGGGGCAGCCCCUGCAGUGCUGUUCGUAGUGGCGAACGUUAUCAUCUUGGCAAUCAUUGUUUUCUUUGUGCCACGUUCUCCGGCCUGCGCAUGUGACUCCACGCCGACUGAGGGUGAGAAGGACAAAACUCCAACUUGUGCUCUGAGCUUGGACGAACCCGACCGGCACCUGAUCUUCCGCACCGGAGUGAUCUACAACUUUGAGCGUUCCUUCUCGGUGGGUGCAAUCGAGGUGGCAACGACCAUGAUCUCUGAGGAGGAGUUCGGCUUCUCACCUCUGACCACGGGAUGGAUCUUUGGCUUCAUUGCGCUGGGCUCAGCCCUGGCAAACAUUCUGGUAAGCUUCACGCCUGCAAAAAUCGAUUCGCGCCCCUUGGACUCGGAGCCUGUAUGGGUCUUCAAAGAUGUGUUCUGA
Molecule: messenger RNA, 486 nt
Organism: Symbiodinium natans
Lineage: Eukaryota; Dinophyceae; Suessiales; Symbiodiniaceae
Source: the annotation of a GenBank genome assembly